Pseudogymnoascus destructans is the source of this 1121-nucleotide messenger RNA. RefSeq lists its product as uncharacterized. Lineage: Eukaryota; Fungi; Ascomycota; Leotiomycetes; Thelebolales; Thelebolaceae. The record is from RefSeq and is a predicted model, not a curated record. Bases 111 to 692 code for a protein of 193 amino acids. The transcript has 2 exons.
CGCACUUCGCUUCCCCUCCAUUUCUCGUGCGCGCGGAUCGCUUCCUCCAACCUUGAGCGAAGCGAAAAGUUGGUUACGACGAUUAGUGAAAGGUGAGGCGCAUCAGCCACAUGGGUGCUUUGAUUGGAUGGACGGUUAACGAGACACAUAUUGAGUUCCGCGUUUUCGACACCACCACCCAUUAUAAGAAACCAGCUGUAUCAUAUCGCAAAAUCUUCAAACUUGACCACCAAUUUAAUCUGCCGUAUUAUCUCACUACCAUGGCAAAGUCUAAUACCAAAACAAAAGCCACGGCUUCGUGCUGCGACCAACCGAAGCAGUCCUCGUCUUCGCCCAACAAGGCCAAUGCACCCUCCCCUGACUCUCCCAACAAUCAAGAGAGUCUCUCUUUUCGUCUCCCGUCAAUAUCCCCAGUUCUAUCCGCACUCCUCCACAGCUCAUGCUGCUGGCUUCCCGCUCUCCUUGAUCUCACCUCCAUUGGCUCCGCGUCUGUGGCAUCCAUCAGCCAUCUGAAGCCAAUUUUCUCGGCGAUCACGGUGUGGGUGCUCAUGGAUAGCUUCCGUCGGCAGGGCGUCACUAGUCGCAAUUUACUCCGGGCACUCGUGUCGGUGCUCAUCCUACUACUCCCAAUGGCUUUGGCGUACUUCCAGCCGGCUGCCCCUGCUGAAGCACCGAAGCAUAGCUGUCAUUAGGUGCCGUGUUGAUCAGUAGAGAAUUGGGUUCCGGGUCGCUUAUCUACCUUCAAACUGAGCCAUGCUCAACGCGACGUACCGUCGAUAUGGGUACAUGGCAUUUUGAGGCCACCGGUCACUGACAAGCACGAAACCACGCGUCUGUAUCAAUCAUGCGUAGUUAAGAGCAGGAGCCGGCAGGCCGGCUAUUCUCUACGGGCAAUCAGCUUCGCCUACUGCCGCAAGUUGAAUUGGGGACGUUCUAGUUCCAUGGGUCCUAAAGGCUGUAUUACUAGAGUUUGAAGGAGUAGCUUGCAAAUGCGAAUGCAGUUGGAAGUGGUGGCUUGAAGUAAUGGGGUGGAAACGGGUCAUAUUGCAUCAUUGUACUGUAUAGUUGUGCAUUUAGAACAGAGGAAGUUGGUGGAGGUAUUCGCUUUGGUAUCACUAUAA